ACUGUCAUAGCCCAAAAGUAUUUAAAGGUCUUAACUUGUAGCUUGUCUGUGAAACACAAAGGCACAGCGAACAGAAGCUUUCUUCCUCCAGACUGCUUUGCCACAUUUCUUCUGCCAGUGAACUGAGAUGCCUGUAGAGAUGCGGUCAAUCAGAGACAGAUCUGCAGUGGGUCGGUUUCCAUCUGUCACACUCGGAUCUGGGGUAGACACAGAGGAAGAAAAGGAAGAGCCAGAAGAAAACAAUGCUGAGAAAGAAAAUGCAUGUCGGCGGUGGCUGCGUAAGAUCUGUCCGUGCUGCUGUCCCAAGAGAAAAGACGAUGACAUCACAGACACUCUGGUCACAGUGAUUGAUGAUAAUAUAGAAGGGACAAAUGGCAAGAAGCCUGUGACUGGUGACAGCAAUCUUGAUGAACUCCUCCUGAAAGUGCGAUCAAUAGACCUGAUGAAAAGCAAAUCAGGGGAGAACCGCACAGAGCACCAAACAAAUCUCUACCAAAGUGAUGACUUUAUUAUUCGCAGAGGACAGAAUUUCCAGAUGUGGAUUACCCUGUCCCGACCUUUUAAUCCCAACACUGACAAACUUCACCUUGAACUUAAAACAGGGCCACUGCCAACAGUGUCAAAGGGAACCCAUGUCAUCAUCCCUUUGGUAGAGGAGUUGGAGGAUGGUCGUUGGGAGGCUGCUGUUGUGAAACAGGAUGACAAAAGGAUAAAGCUGUCAGUGAAUUCUCCACCCACAACGGUCAUUGGCCGAUAUCAACUCACAGUGGAAACACAUUGUCCAAAUGGCCAGGCUGUUUCCACACAUGACCCUGCUAAUGAUAUCUACAUGUUGUUCAACCCCUGGUGUGAAGAUGACACAGUGUUUAUGGAUUCUGAAGACGAGAGGCAAGAGUAUGUCCUGAACGAUGUCGGACGAAUCUACUAUGGCACACAGAAUCAGAUUGGAGUGCGGACAUGGAACUAUGGACAGUUUGAUGAUGGGAUUCUUGCUGCUUGCCUCUUUGUCCUGGAAAAGAGUGGAACUCCUCCGUCUGGUUGGGGAGACCCGGUUAAUGUGGUGCGAGUCAUCUCAGCCAUGAUCAACUCCCCAGAUGACCGUGGUGUCCUGGAGGGAAACUGGUCAGGGGACUAUUCAAGUGGAACUACUCCAACAGUUUGGAGUGGAAGUGUGGAAAUCCUGAAGCAAUACCAUAAAACUAGCGGCACCCCCGUUAAGUAUGGCCAGUGCUGGGUCUUUGCUGGCCUAGUCACUUCAGUUUUACGGAGUUUAGGCAUUCCCAGUCGAACUGUGACCAACUUCAGCUCAGCUCAUGACACAGACGUCUCCUUGACAACAGAUGUAUACCUGGAUGAGAACCUGGAGCCUAUAGAUUACCUCAAUGCCGACUCUGUCUGGAACUUCCAUGUGUGGAACGACUGCUGGAUGGCUCGUCCAGACUUGCCUCCAGGCAAUGGAGGCUGGCAAGCUGUCGACGCCACACCUCAGGAGACCAGCCAGGGCACCUUCCGCUGUGGCCCUGCUCCUCUCGCUGCUGUCCGCAAUGGUCAGGUCUACCUCAAACAUGACUCUUCGUUUGUGUUCGCUGAGGUGAACAGUGAUAAAAUCUACUGGCAGAGGAAGGUAGAUGGGACCUUCACUCAAAUCUACAUUGAGAAAGGGACUGUGGGCUUCUUCAUCAGCACAAAGGCUGUUGGCUCUGAUGAACGCAGUGAUAUCACACACCUUUACAAAUACCCUGAAGACACAGAGGAGGAACGCAUUGCUGUGGAAACAGCAUGUAGGUAUGGCUCCAAAGCAAAGGCCUAUUCCUCUCCCACAGCAGAGGACGUCUCUGUAGAGGUGACCAUGGAUGGUGAAGGUCUUAAAAUGGGAAGAGACGCAGAGCUGACCAUCGUAUUGCGAAACAGCAGCUCAGAGCAACGCAAGGUCAUCCUGCACAGCCAGGUGGCAGUCAUGUAUUACACCGGUGUCCACAAGGCCACAUUCAAAAAGGACAGGACAGACUUUGACAUGCUGCCCAACGAGGUAAUGAUUUUGGAGUGGACCCUGGAGUACAAAGACUACAAGGACCAACUGAUAGACCAGGCUGCCCUGAUGCUGACACUGUCAGGCAGGGUCAAAGAAACACAGCAGGUCCUGGCCACUCAGUUCAGUUUCCGACUCAGGACCCCAGACCUUAUCCUAAAGCCAAUCGGGAAGGCCGAGGUAGGGGAGAAGAUGUCGGUAGAGAUUUCAUUUACUAACCCACUACCACAGGUGCUGAAAGCAGUGAUAUUCCACGUGGAAGGACUGGGUCUUCUAACUGCUAGAAAGAUUAAUUAUGGAGAUAUUGGCAGUCAUGCGUCCGUGUCUCUGACUGAGCACUUCGUCCCCACCCUGCCUGGACCGAGGAAAUUACUGGCAUCAUUGGACUGCAAGCAGCUCACACAGGUUCAUGGUGUGACCGACAUCACUGUGGAGGAAAAAAGCAACGGCGCUCUAUAGCAAUUCGAAAACAGAAGCAUUCUGACACUGAAUGUUGACAGUCAUUUCCUCCACUGACUAAUUAAUUUUAGUGAAGUCUUUUUACAUGUAAUUUAUAUGGAAAGCUAGUAUUUAAAUUCACAAAAGUAUGACACUACAGUGCUGCUUCAUUUUGCAUGAGAAUUCCAAAAUGACCAAUGACAACAGAGAGAAAACUAAUCAUGAAACAUAUAAGAACAAUGUGGUGUUCAUGGGAUUUCACCUCAGAAUAGACAGAACCUUUCAUAUUCUAUGAAAACCAUUAUUAGCUUACAUCAAACUUAACAGGGAGUAUCUUGUCACAAGAUUCUACAAUAAACAGGUGUAUAGUGUUUCCCACAGGAUUUUUAUGAGACUGUGCUGGGUGGACCUCAGACCCUAUAGGGAGGUCUGGGGGCAUGCUCCUCCUGAAGAAAAUUUUAAAGUUAAAUGCAUCAAUCUGGUGCACUUUGAGAGCAGAAUUAAGAGUUUUGUACUCUAGUAAACAAUUUAAUCAUAAACACAUUCAGGGUUUUCCCUAGGUUUCUGGAGGGCUUAGGUGCUGUGGUUGCAGUGGGUGCGUCGUGUGGUUGUGGGGUUUAGGGGUCCUCCCAAGACAAUUUGAUGUUAUUUGAAAACUAUGCAUUUUCACAUAAUUUUAGACAACUAUCAUUACAAUAUUUAUAAAAAACACACAGGUUGUAGUUUUUCACAUUACACUCAGAAUAAAAGUGAAACAAAUAUGCUCACUGAUAAAGUAAGUGUAAUGGUAAAUGGACUGUACUUGUAUAGCACCUUUCUAGUCUUCUGACUACUCAAAGCUCUUCACACUACAUAUCACAUUCAUACACUGAUGACAGGUGUCAACUGCUCAUCAGUUGAAAGAAGCAUUCACACACACACACUGAAGGCACAGCCCUCGGGAGCAAUCUUGCCCAAGGACACUUCGACAUGUGUGCUGGGAGGAAGCUGGGUCGAACCGCCAACCUUCCGAUUGACGACCUGCUCUACCACUAAGCCACAGCCGCUCAUGUCCUGAAGUAAUUCUUCACAUUUUUGUGAGUGAUCACACUGUGCAGCAUAAAAAAUUAUAAUCACAAAAUAACAUUGGUUAAACAAGGCUUAUAGUGAAGGGAUUUGAACUGUGAUUUGCUCAUCCCCCUAAAGUCAGGGUGGAGCCAUUAACCAACUGAAGGGGUGGGUAUGGAUUGUAUCUUUAUCUUAUCCAUACUCUUAUCUGCUCUGCUGUCCGCUCUGUGCGUUUGUGUGUGUGUGUGUGUGUGUCUGUGUGUGUGUGUGUGUGUGUGUGUGUAUGAGCGUGGCACAUAUAGCAGUGACUGACUGGGAGUGAGAGAUGCUUUGCUGAAGCAACGGCACAAAACACAACAUUACAGAUCUUAUUAUGAGAAGUGUAAAAAUAUUUUCGGUUCAUUAUGAAACUGUGGAGGGACAAAUUAGGCUGUCUAAUAAGGCUAAUUAAUGGGAAACAUUGGAAGGGAUUUCUGUUCCUGAGUCCCACAGUAGUUGCAGAGGUUGGACAGUGCAGCUUAUAUGAAAGAAGUGUACUUUUGUAAAGACAGGCUUACAGUGACAUUAUGUUUUGUAUUUAGCUUAUAAAUACGAUAUAUUUAUUUUC
Molecule: messenger RNA, 4121 nt
Organism: Siniperca chuatsi (mandarin fish)
Lineage: Eukaryota; Metazoa; Chordata; Actinopteri; Centrarchiformes; Sinipercidae
Product: protein-glutamine gamma-glutamyltransferase K-like
Exons: 14
Coding region: 128-2488 (786 amino acids)
Biological process (GO): peptide cross-linking
Molecular function (GO): protein-glutamine gamma-glutamyltransferase activity
Source: RefSeq, a predicted model, not a curated record